Penicillium odoratum is the source of this 1365-nucleotide messenger RNA. RefSeq names its product dienelactone hydrolase. Gene Ontology annotation, biological process: polyketide metabolic process. Bases 1 to 1365 code for a protein of 454 amino acids. The record is from RefSeq and is a predicted model, not a curated record. The transcript is spliced from 3 exons. Lineage: Eukaryota; Fungi; Ascomycota; Eurotiomycetes; Eurotiales; Aspergillaceae.
AUGGUGAACGUCUUCCAACGUCUCACCAGGCGAGCAACAAGUUCGAAAAUACCCGAAUCCGGAUCAUGCGGCUCUGCCCCAGAUCCGAGUAUUUCAACUAAGCCUCAUGAUUUACACAGAACGACCAGCACCGCCUCAGAAAAGCGCGUUCGACAUGACCAUGCAGCAGAAGAUCCAGUGCCACGCCAUCUAAUUCUCAUAUCAGAUACACCGGACUUUGACCCAGAGAUCAUCCGUCGGUUUCGAGCUGAAGCAUUCGAAGUGGAGUAUUUGCCCUUUCAGUGCACUGGUGAUGUGGAAAAAGACCGCAAAGCAUUAGAAAAUAAAGUGCAGAUGAGAGAAGAUGAUUUGGAGACCAGGGAGAGAUUUGCUAUUGUCGCGUACAAUCGACCUGCGUACUACCUUCUCGUAUCCCACCACCUCACUACAAGCAAUACAAAUCCAUUCCCACGACUGUGUGCUUUGAUAGCAUAUUAUCCCCUUUCAGCAGCAGAUAUCCAUGUAAACACAGCAUCUCAAAGCCAAUGCUGCAAACCCGCCUGUGCAGAAACAGAAUCAAUCUUCCAGCCAGGUCCAUCAGCAACCUUCCUCCCGAUCCAGAUUCACAUCCCAGGCGAAGUGGCAGAUACCACAUUUUGGCCAUGGAUCACACUAUCAUCUGAAGGAGAUGUUACGUAUAAGAAGCGACAUCGGUGUCAUGUCUUUACAUACCCGGAUUCUCAUCCUGGGUUCGCGCAGUACAGGCACCCUACAACACAGUCAGAGAAAGAUUCAGUCCAUGACGAUGUAAGUUCGGGAUUAUCCUGGAGUAGAACACUAGGGUGUCUACGGCGCGCGUUUGGAGUGGGAAGUAAUUGGCCGGUCAUUGGGAUUGAGACGAUCUGGGAAGAAUAUUGGCAGAAACUGCUCGUCCAGUUGGACCAGUCAGAGGUGCGGGGUGGAGAUAUGUCUCGAUCUGCUAUUGAGAUCAUGAGUGGACGAGGGGAGAAUCAAGAUGAAGAGGGGUUAUCUAUAGAGUGCAUCCCGACACGGGCAGGAGGUUGUGAUCCUCCAUCUCUUCGGUCUUUUUUCGAACAUACGUUUAUUCCCACUGGGCCGGCAAGUCAACAUAUUCGGCUUCUGUCGAGGACAGUAGGUUCGGAUAAGAUCGUUGAUGAGAUAAGAUUUUCAUUCUGUCAUUCUUCUGAGAUGCCAUGGUUGUUACCUGGUAUUGAGCCGACGGAUCGUGAUAUCUCGGUAGAUAUUGUUGUUGUUGCUUCUUUCUGUGCGGAUCGUAUCGUGCGACAGAGUUUGUAUUGGGACCAAGCGGAUGUGCUUUUACAAGCUGGGGUUUUGGAUUCAGGACUCGUGCCGAGGAUAGAGUAA